Molecule: messenger RNA, 1017 nt
Organism: Hordeum vulgare subsp. vulgare (domesticated barley)
Lineage: Eukaryota; Viridiplantae; Streptophyta; Magnoliopsida; Poales; Poaceae
Product: NAC domain-containing protein 87-like
Exons: 3
Coding region: 112-819 (235 amino acids)
Biological process (GO): regulation of DNA-templated transcription
Molecular function (GO): DNA binding
Source: RefSeq, a predicted model, not a curated record
GACAAAAACCUCUUCACAUCUCUCGCUCUUCUUCCUCCUCCUCAACCCCCGUUUCAUCUGGUUCCUCCACAGCGUAGCAAGGUAAGCUAGUAGAUCCGAGAGGCGGCAGCGAUGUCGGACGUGACGGCGGUGAUGGGUCUGCGGGGGGAGGAGCCGCAGCUAGUGCUUCCUCGAGGGUUCCGGUUCCACCCCACCGACGAGGAGGUGGUCACGUACUACCUCACCCCCAAGAUCAGCAACUCCUACUCCUCCGUUCUCGUUGUCCCCGACGUUAACAUCAACAACACCGAGCCAUGGGAUCUCCCGAGCCUGGCGAAGAUGGGGGAGAAGGAGUGGUUCUUCUUCGUGCACAAGGAUCGGAAGUACCCGACGGGGACGCGUACCAACCGGGCGACUAGGAGCGGCUACUGGAAGGCGACGGGUAAGGACAAGGAGAUCUAUCGCGGCAAGGGCCGGGGCGCCGUCCUCAUCGGCAUGAAGAAGACGCUCGUCUUCUACCUUGGCCGCGCCCCCAGCGGCGAGAAGACGUCGUGGGUGAUGCACGAAUACCGCCUCGAGGGCCAGCUGCCCCAUCGCCUACCCCGCUCCGCCAAGGACGAUUGGGCUGUUUGCCGGCUGUUCAACAAAGACUCGGCGGCCAACAAUGCGCCCCAGAUGGCGCCGGCGGCCGAUGGGGGCAUGGAGGAGGAGGACCCGUUCGCCUUCCUCGAUGAGAUAUUCAACAGUGAUGACUUGCUCAACAACGCCGACCUGCCGAUCCUCAUGGACUCCCCGUCAGGCGCCGUAGACUUUGCCGGCGCCCCGGCGCCGCAACAGUAGAGCCCAAACUACAUGUGGAAGAUGUGAUGACUGAUGAAUCCAUCCAUAUCUAUCACCCGGACUAGAGCGUCUUAAUUUGUUGGUAGCUAUAUAUAGAUGGUUAUUUGGAUGGUGCUACCUUUUCUAUUGAUCAGUUGUUUCAUUAACUUUUGAUAUCAAACUAUAUGUACUUUUUACUACUUACAAUUGCUUAACAAA